Molecule: messenger RNA, 2943 nt
Organism: Coffea arabica (coffee)
Lineage: Eukaryota; Viridiplantae; Streptophyta; Magnoliopsida; Gentianales; Rubiaceae
Source: RefSeq, a predicted model, not a curated record
AUGAUUGAGUUCUUGUCCCUAUUUCAAGAUGUAUUUGCAUGGUCUUAUGACGAUAUGACUGGCAUUUCGACCGAUGUAGUGGUGCACAGAUUGCCUACAGACCCAAAAUUUUCACCCGUGAAGCAAAAGCCCCGUAAAUUCAAACCAGACAUGAGCCUCAAGAUAAAGGAACAAAUUGAAAAGCAGCUUAAGACCAAUAUCAUCAUUGUAUCUCAUUACCCUGUUUGGCUCUCGAAUCCAGUCCCUGUUCCAAAGAAGAGUGGAGAAGUGCGAGUUUGUGUUGAUUAUAGAGACCUUAAUAAAGGCAGUCCUAAGGAUGACUUUCCUUUACCAAACAUCCACAUCAUUUUAGACAACACUGCCGGGCAUGAAAUUGAAUCUUUUUGUGAUUGUUUUGCUGGAUACCAUCAGAUCUUAAUGCCCGAAGAGGAUAGAGAAAAAACUGCUUUUAUCACCCCUUGGGGCACAUUCUGCUAUCGAGUAAUGCCGUUUGGUUUAAAGAAUGCUGGAGCUACUUAUCAAAGGACUAUGACUACUUUGUUUCACGAUAUGAUCCACAAGGAGAUGGAGGUUUAUGUGGAUGACAUUAUAAUCAAGUCGAAGAAAGCAGAAAACCAUUUGAUUGAUCUAAGAAAGUUGUUUGAAAGGUUGCGAAAGUACAAUUUGAAACUAAAUCCUGCAAAAUGCGCCUUCGGAGCACCAACUGGUAAAUUGUUAGGAUUCAUUGUCAGCAAAAAGGGCAUAGAGAUAGACCCGGCAAAGAUCAAGGCAAUUCGAGACAUGCCGGUGCCAAAAACGCAGAAAGAUGUGAAAAGUUUUUUGGGGAAGAUUAAUUUCAUUGGAAGAUUCAUUGCCCAAUUAACAGCUACGUGUGAGCCACUAUUCAAGUUGUUAAAAAAGAAUGUGUCGUUGCAUUGGAAUGAAGAGUGCCAACAAGCUUUUGACAAAAUUAAGGAUUAUUUACUGCAUCCUCCAGUCCUAGUGCCACCCAAAUCAGGCCGACCUUUGAUCAUGUACUUAUCCAUGCUCGACGGAGCAAUAGGUUGUGUUCUAGGACAACACGAUGAUUCCGGAAGGAAAGAGCAAGCCAUCUACUAUCUUAGCAAGAAAUUCACUCAGUAUGAGGCUCAUUAUUCAUUUAUUGAGAAAAGCUGCUGUACAUUGGCUUGGGUAACUCAAAAGUUGAGACACUACCUGUUAAGUCACACCACUUAUCUCAUAUCCCGCUUUGAUUCUUUAAAAUACCUCUUGGAGAAGCCGAUGCUAACUGGGCGUCUGGCCAAAUGGCAGAUGAUUCUUUCGGAGUUUGAUAUUGUUUUUACUUCGCAAAAGGCCGUCAAGGGACAAGCUAUAGCUGAUCAUAUGGCGGAAAAUCCAAACGAUGAUGACUAUCAACCGCUCCAUACUUAUUUUCCCGAUGAGGAGGUUUUACUUGUUGGUACCGCAGAAGAUAUGAGUGAAUCGUGCCCUGAAUGGAGGUUGUUUUUCGAUGGUGCCGCUAAUUCUUUCGGAGCUGGAAUCGGAGCAGUUCUUGUAUCUCCAGAGGGGAAGCAUUACCCUGGGGCUGCUAAAUUGCAAUUUACCUGCACAAACAAUAUGGCUGACUAUGAAGCCUGUAUAUUUGGUCUUAAAAUGGCUUUGGAAAUGGAAGUUAAAGAGUUGAUAGCCUUCAGUGAUUCAGAUUUACUGGUGCACCAAACGUUGAAACAAUGGAUAACCAAAGAUUCUAAGAUCUUGCCCUACCAUUGUAGUUUGCUCACUCUUGCUAGACAAUUUCAAAGUUUGGAAUUCAGAAAUCUCCCACGAGCCCGAAAUAUAUUUGCUGAUGCUUUGGCCACCUUAUCUUCUAUGAUACAAUAUCCAGACGAACUAGGAAUCGAGUCUAUCCGGAUCCAACUCCAAGCCAAGCCUGCUCAUUGUUGGGUUGUAGUCAAAACAUCUGGCAAUAGUCCUUGGUACAAUGAUAUUAAGGAGUUCAUCAAAAUCGGAUCUUACCCUCCAGAAGCUAGUACAAAUGACAAAGGUUUCCUGCGCAGAAUGGCCUCGAAGUUUUUCUUAAAUGGAGAGGUGUUGUACAAAAGGAUCUCAGAUUUGAACCUUUUAAGGUGCAUUGAUGAAGAUGAAGCUCAAUACAUGAUGAAAGAGCAUGAUUGCCCCAUGGCCCUGCUCAAUGUGGGUAUGGACGUGAUUGGCACAAUUGACCCUCCGGCUUCAAAUGGACAUCGAUUUAUAUUGGUGGCAAUUGAGUAUUUUACCAAGUGGGUCGAAGCGGAAUCAUUUAAGCAUGUGACAAAGAAGGUGGUGGCAAAUUUCUUAAGAGAUCAUAUUAUAUGCCGAUUUGGGGUGCCAGAAACAUUGAUUACAGACAAUGCCAAGAAUCUCAACAAUGAUGUGGUGGAUUGGCUAUGCGAACAGUUCAAAAUCAGACAUCGCAACUCUGCCAUCUAUAGACCGCAGAUGAAUGGAGCUGUGGAGGCUGCAAACAAGAAGUUGAAGAAGAUCAUUCGCAAAAUGACUGAAAAGCAUCGUGACUGGCAUGAAAAGCUCCCUUAUGCACUGAUGGCGUAUCGGACUUCUAUCCGAACAUCAACUGGGGCAACACCCUACUCGCUUAUGUAUGGAAUGGAAGCUGUGCUACCUGCCGAGGUUGAAAUUCCUUCAUUACGGGUUCUAAUGGAGACCAAGUUGGAAGAGAUUGAUUGGAUAAAACAGCGUCAUGAACAACUAUCUCUGAUUGAUGAAAAACGGUUUAAUACUAUUUGUCAUGGCCAAUGUUACCAAAAAUGUAUGGCCAGGGCCUACAACAAGAAGGUCCAUUUGCGUACAUUUGAGGAAGGCGACAAAGUGCUGAAGCGGAUUUUGCCAGUGCAAGAUGAGGCCAAAGGCAAAUUUGCUCCAAAUUGGCAAGGGCCAUUCAUUGUUCAAAAGAAGUCACGCAAGUGA